AUGAGGAUAGUGUUGGAGACUACGAGGAUGCAUCAAAUUUUUACCAAGCUCAAUAAGUGUGAGUUUUGGUUGGCUCGUGUGGCGUUCCUAGGCCACGUGAUUUCGGGCGAGGGAAUUGCGGUGGAUCCGUCUAAGAUUGAGGCGAUCAUGGACUGGCCAAGACCGACGACGAUAACGGAGAUCAAAAGCUUUUUGGGUUUGGUAGGUUACUAUAGGCGAUUCGUGGAGAAGUUCUCUGCUAUAGCCUCGCCUAUGACUAAAUUGCUGAAGAAGGAUGUGAAGUAUGAAUGGAUAGACAAGUGCGAGCGUAUUUUUCAAGAGCUUAAGCAUAAGUUGACUACGGCUCCCGUGUUGACAAUUCUAUCCGGUCCUGGAGGAUUUGAGAUCUACAGUGACACAUCUCUUAGAGGUCUAGGUUGUGUGCUGAUGCAACAUGGAAGGAAAGAGUUGAAUAUGAGGCAGUGUCGAUGGAUAGAGCUGUUCAAGGAUUAUGAUUGUGAGAUUCUAUAUCAUUUGGGCAAGGCGAAUAGAGUUGCAAAUGCUCUAAGUAGAAAAUCAGCGAUUGCUCAAUUACGUAUGAGUGAAUGGCGUUUGCUUGAGCAAGUGAGAGACUCGGACUUUAAGUUAGAGAUAUGUCUUCUAUCAAGUCUAGUGGCUACUUUGAGGAUUGAGCUAGAUGUGCGGACUAGCAUAAAGACCUUGCAAUCGACGGACCCCACUAUUCAAAAGAUCCUUCAGGAAGACCCGGCUAAACGAAGGGUCGAUUUUCAAGUGGCCGAGGAUGGGAUACCGAAGUUUAGAGGAUGUCUAGUUGUGCCGGUCGAUGAAAGUCUAAGGGAGGAUAUAUUAUCGGAGGUACAUCGUAGCGCUUAUAGUAUCCAUCCAGGUAAUACGAAGAUGUAUCAAAAUCUGAAGCAAUACUAUUGGUGGAACGGUAUGAAGGCAGAUAUAGCCAAGCAUGUGGCUAAGUGUUUAACCCGUCGCCAGGUCAAGGCACAACACUAUAAAUCUAGAGGACAGCUGCAGCCUUUAGAGAUUCCGAAGUGGAAAUGA
Molecule: messenger RNA, 1053 nt
Organism: Rhodamnia argentea
Lineage: Eukaryota; Viridiplantae; Streptophyta; Magnoliopsida; Myrtales; Myrtaceae
Exons: 2
Coding region: 1-1053 (350 amino acids)
Source: RefSeq, a predicted model, not a curated record